CUGGUUUUAUAUAAAAGUUUUCAAAUGAGUUCAUUGAUGACUGGUAUGAGAUUAAAAUGUUUUACAUAAAUGAAUUUAUUUCACUUGAAUAUAAAAAUGAUAAAAUGGAAUCAAAUAUCAGUUAAUUAGGAAAUUAGGACGAAUCUGCAUUUACAUGUAACAAUGACAUACAGUGGUUUUCAUACUUGGAUCAUGAUGCAGACGACAAAAUGGUUACACAAAGUAGGUAAGUGUUUGUGUUUUGAUAAUUUAUUUAUAAUUUUCUGAAUAAGUUAUGUACAUGUACACUUAAACAAAUAUAAUAUCACAUAAAAACACUUACAUAAACAUAAACAGUUAAAGAACAACUGUUAAAUAGAUAACAAAUGUUCCAUCCCCUAAAAAAGUAUGAAACACCAUUUCGGUAACAGUUAUAGAAUUUUUUUGAAGUAGCUAAAUAUGGUAGGCUAUUCAUCUAAGAUGCGUGUAAGUUUUGAAAUAUUGUCAUCUUAUUUCAGUCAAUUUGACCAAAACAAUCGAGUUUAUAUAACCUUUAUAAUAUAUUGUAGAUCUUGCUUGGCAAGUGAUUGAGGAAAUGAAGUAAAGUUAUCUUUUGAUAAGAAAUGUCCAAACACAUUAAAAUCGUAAAUCCAGACAUUGAGUCUUCAUCGUCAAAUUUAACAAUAAUAUUUGAUUGGGAAAAAUGUAUUUUAUGCCAAGAGAGCACAUCUGAAGCUCUGCAAUGUCCAGCAAAUAUAAGGAGAUCUGAUAUUGAAGUUGGUGCUGGAUAUAGAUCUCUGGAAACAGUGCUCCUUCGAUGUCAAAGUAUAAAUUGGUUUCCAACGACAAUUAGACUUGACCAAUUGAAUGAUGCAAAUGGUAUUGCAUCCAAGUUACAGUUGAUGAAAGCCAAGUGGCACAAAACAUGUAGGAACAAAUACACAGACAUGAAAUUAAAACGACAUGAACAUUCGAAAAGAAAAGUUGAAUCAGACAUUUCUGAAACAUCAAGAAAGAUAACUCGCCAAAGUCCUGGUUGCUCGACAUCGACAAUGACUCAAGAUUGUUUUUUCUGUGGUGGAACAUCAGGAGAGCUUCACAAAGUUUCUACCUUCAGUAUAGACAGUAAUAUCAGGAAAUAUGCAUUGCAAGUGCAGGAUACUGUAUUGUUGGCGAAACUUAGCGCAGGGGAUAUGAUAUCACAAGAAGCUAUGUAUCACAAAAACUGCUACUUAAAUCUUUUUAACAAAGCAAGACCACAAAAGAUUGUAGAUGAGAAUGGCGAAAAUCAAAUCCAUGGAAUAGUUUUGGCUGAACUUGUAUCAUAUGUAGAGGAUUCACGAAUGAACAAAGGUGUAGCUGCUGUAUUUAGGCUGGCAGAUCUCAUGGCAAUGUACAGUAAUCGUUUAGAGCAAUUUGGUCUCGACAUGAAUAAAAGACCCAACUCAACACAUGUAAAAGACAGAAUCCUAGCAGCAAUACCAGAUUUACAAGCCCACAAACAAGGACGGGAUGUUUUACUCAUGUUCAAUGAAGAUGUUGGGAAUGCUAUUCGACAGGCAAUUACAAAUCACUAUGAUGACGAUGCUUUAAUUCUUGCAAAAGCUGCAAAAAUUGUUCGGAAGGAAAUGAUGCAAACAAAGUAUUCCUUCAAAGGGUUCUUUGAAACUGAUUGUCAAAAGAAUUCUGUUCCACAAUCUUUAAAAACACUUGUAGGCAUGAUUUUAGGUGGGCCAAGUAUUGAGAUGCAGUCCUCAAAUUUUAUAGAAGCUCAGUGUACUCUAACGAUUGCACAAUUGAUCCAAUUUAAUUCAUCUGUUCGCAGGAGAAAAGAUUCUGCAAUUUAUUCAUCACAUGCAACUGACCGAGAGCCUCCAUUGCCAACAUAUUUAGGCUUGCUAAUACAUGCUGAAACAAGAAAAAGAGGGCUUGUUGAAAAGCUGUAUGAUUUAGGCUUAUCCAUUUCUUAUGACAGAAUAAUGCAAUUAUCAGCAUCACUGGGAAAUUCCAUCUGCGAAUCUUUCAAUAUUGAAAAUGUAGUUUGUCCUGCUAAGCUUAGAAAAAAUCUUUUUACAACUGCUGCAAUUGACAAUAUAGACCACAAUCCUAGUUCGACAACUGCACAAGGCUCUUUACACGGCACAGCAAUUUCAGUAUUCCAACAUCCAGAAAAUGAGGGGGAUGGCAUCGAGCGCUUGAUCCCACCAAUAGAGGCAUCUUUUGCUAGACAUGAAAAACUAAAGCCACUGCCAGAAUUUUACACUGUAGUCCCACCAGUUGUGCUUCCAAGGGAAAGAUCAGAGAGUUCUCCAAUUAGAGGUUCCCUACUAGUCACUGAUGAUAUACAUGUAACAGUUCCGAAUGCAUUGAAUGAGGAAUACAGAUGGCUUGAACAUGUCCAUGAAAAUAUUGCAGCUGACAAUAGUGAAUGCAUGGAAUAUUCUUGGUCAGCUUUUCAUGCAAAAAGACUACAAGAUAAUCCAGAGACAGUAAUAGACAUUAGCUCAUUGUUACCUUUAUUCCAAGAAGAGGCAAAGUCAGUUGCAAUGAUUCGACAUGCUUUAGAUAUUAUUAAGAAAAUUGUCAACUUUCUUAACCCAGGACAGACACCUGUCAUCACAUGUGACCAACCCCUCUUUGCAUUAGCAAAGCUGAUUCAAUGGACCUGGCCAGAAAGAUUUUCAGAGAAACAUGUUGUCAUCCUAUUUGGUGGUCUUCACAUUGAAAUUGCUGCUUUUAGAACGAUUGGUGAUUGGCUAGAAAACAGUGGCUGGACCAGUGUACUAUGUCAAGCCGACAUAGCAAGUUCAGGCACCGCUGAUUCAUUCCUUAAAGCAUCCCACGUGAAACGGACAAGACACGCACAUGAGGUGACUGCUUGUUCUUUAUACAUUUUGAUGAAGCGUUCUUACGACAGAUAUAUAACAGAACAGGGUGAAAAUGAUCAGCUUGUAUUUGAAGAAUGGCGAGAACAAAGAGAAAUUGAAAGUCCCCUUUUCAACUUCUGGUCUUUAACACUGAAGUUUGAAAUUGCAAUAUUAGUUUUCAUCAGAUCACUGAGAGAGGGUAAUUUUCAACUGUAUAAAGAAUCAAUUUCACUUCUUAUCCCUUGGUUCUUUGCGCUCGAUCAUCCGAACUAUGCGAGAUGGUUACCUGUUCACUUACGUGACAUGGUUAUGCUACAUGAUAAUUCACCAGAAGUGGAAAAAGAGUUUCAAAAUGGUAAAUUUGUUGCUAAGAAAUCUCAUAAUAGAUUUUCAUCAAUAGCAUUAGAUCAGGCACAUGAGCAGAACAAUAAGUUAGUGAAAGGAGAUGGUGGAGCAAUUGGCCUUACAGAAAAUAUGGCUCAGCUUCAAAGGUGGAUGGUAUCGGGUCCAGAAGUAGCCAGAGUAAUAAAUGAAUUCGAAUCUGCUCAAGAACAAAUAAAGAAAGAUCAAAGCAAAGGACCAGAUAUACGACACCACGAACAGGUCAGGAGUCAGCAAAACACAUUCGCAAAGCAUGUAAACGCUUUCUGUUCAGUUGUAGAAGAUAUGGGAAAUCCUUUUAUGGAACAAAGCGAGGAUUUACUUAUAUUGGAUACACAUGAUAUUGUUGACAAAAAGGUAGCUGAAACAGUUAGAAACAUAGAGAUUAUUGGAAAACAGCAAUUCCACCAGUUUGUAAAAGAACGUUUAGAGAGUAACUCAAAAUCUAUUUACGAACCAAUUAAACAAAACAAGCUCCUUUUAUUUAGCCGUCAACAACCAAGAACAGUAUCCAAGGAGAAACAGCAAAUAGUAUCAUUGAAACAGAACUGUUCUCUUUUUUCACAGUUAUAUGUUUCGUGUCAAGUUCGAAAUGGCGAUCUUGUAGAUUUUUUCAAACAUGAAAACCAAGCUUAUCCUCCAUCCCUUUCACAAUUUGGUGAUUUACGCCAUGGAUCGAAAUCUGAUCUUCUUGUUCAAUUGGAGAAAACUACCGAAUCAAGCAAUGAGGCACCUUCAGUUGAUGCUUUAGUUUUAGAUGGGGCUGCCCUUGUUAAUAUGCUUAAACCAAGGGGGAGUAAAACGUUUGAAGAUUACUUCAGAGAUAUUUUUAAACCAUAUAUUCAGAUUCAGCUGCACUCUGUCAGGAGAAUUGAUAUCAUCUGGGAUGAAUAUUUUACAGACAGCUUAAAAUCAUCGGAAAGAACCAGAAGAGGCAAGGGGAUAAGAAGGAGGGUUUUAUCAGACUCUAACGUUCCGGGAAAUUGGGAAAGUUUCUUAAGAGUAGACGAGAACAAGAAGGAAUUGUUUGUUUACCUAUCAAAACAACUGGUAUCAGACCAAAGUUGGGAUGCUGAGAAACAGCUCGUUACUACUAUAGGCAGCUCUGUCAUGUGCUUUAAGACAAAGGACACCAGUCAAAUAGAACCUUGCACACAUGAAGAGGCAGAUACACGAAUGAUGCUUCAUGUUAAGGAUGCAGUUGCAGAAGGGCACGAGUGUGUCAUGAUUCGGACGGUUGAUACCGAUGUUGUGGUUAUAGCCAUAUCUUGUUUUAAGAAAAUUGAACAGAUAAAAGAAUUGUGGAUUGCCUUCGGAGUUGGAAAAAAUUUUAGGUACCUGUCAGUCCACAAUAUUGCCAAUGCUCUUGGACCCCAGAAGUCACAUGGCCUUUUAUUUUUCCAUGCAUUCACGGGCUGUGAUCAGGUAUCAUCAUUUGGAAACAAGGGUAAAAAAAGAGCAUGGGAUACAUGGACAAGCUAUAGACCAGUAAUGGAAACCUUUGACAAUUUAAGCGAUAAGAGUCUGUCGCCAACAGCCGUUGUGGAUCACAUGGAAGAAAUACAACGUUUUGUUGUGCUCAUGUACGAUAAAGCAAGUGAGUGUGUAACAGUCAAUGGCGCAAGAAUGGACCUAUUUGCUAGAAAAGGAAGGGCAAUUGAUAAUAUUCCUCCUACAGAAGCAGCACUGCUUCAACACACAAAGCGAGCCUGUUAUAUGGCUAGCCAGGUCUGGGACAGAUGUCUUGAACCUACCUCUACAACAGUAGAUCCAGGAACAUGGGGCUGGAAAAGGAAUGAAACAAAUAUGUGGAUUCCAUUUUGGACAGUACUACCUGAAGCAUCAGCAUCAUGCAAUGAGCUAAUUAAAUGUGGAUGCAAGCCUCAGAUUGGAUGUAGAGGGAGAUGCCGAUGUAUUAAAGCUAAUUUGACCUGCACUGCUCUUUGUAAAUGUGGCGGAGAAUGUGACAGAGACUAAUUUUUGAACAUUCUCAACAUUAAAACUUUCUUGAAAUAUCUUUAGCAUUUGUGUCUCUUUUAUCUAAAAGAAAAAGACCGGAUAAUUUUCAUUUUUAAUAAAAUAAUUAUUUAAUCAAAAAAAGGGUUACUAUUUUGGGCAAAAUUUUGGCAAAAAUAUCAUAAAAAGCAUCACGUUUUACUUAACUUUAUUUAAUCUGCAAUUACAUGAAAUGGUAAACCUUCCUUAAUGAUUAAACAUCAUUAGUUAUUUUUAAAAUGUUGCUCCUUUGUCAAAACAAACUUUUUAAUAAAGGAAAAUUGAAAAAUUUUAUCAGUUUUCCGCCAUCUUGAAAAUGGCGGCCAUAUUGGAUUUUGAAAAGUGGGUCCAUAGCUGAAAUUGAAGCUUAUACAUAACAAAACUUGUGUAGAAAGUUUCAUGCUUUCUUCAUCAAGUGAGCAAUUUUGCUAAAAUUUUGCACCAAUCAGC
Messenger RNA from Magallana angulata, 5672 nucleotides. RefSeq lists its product as uncharacterized. The record is from RefSeq and is a predicted model, not a curated record. Bases 603 to 5204 code for a protein of 1533 amino acids. The transcript has 2 exons. Lineage: Eukaryota; Metazoa; Mollusca; Bivalvia; Ostreida; Ostreidae.